UGGUAAGUCAUUAUUCAGGGUAGGAUAGUUGCGUUAACAAACGAAAAUGGCGUCUGCACUGGAAAAUUUAGAAGCUCAAUUAGAGCUUUUUAUCGAAAAUGUACGGCAAAUACGUAUUAUAGUGAGUGAUUUUCAGCCUCAAGGACAAAAUGUAUUAAAUCAAAAAAUUCAAGGAUUAGUCAAUGGCUUACAAGAGAUUGAUAAGCUAAAAUCUCAGGUACAAGAUGUCCAUGUGCCGUUAGAAGUGUUUGAUUACAUCGACCAAGGAAGAAAUCCUCAGUUAUAUACCAAAGACUGCAUAGAGAAGGCUCUGACUAAAAACGAACAAGUAAAGGGAAAAAUUGAUGCUUACAGGAAGUUUAAGGCAAACAUGCUGGUGGAGCUGAAUCGAGUUUUCCCAAACGAACUAGCUAAAUACAGAGCAAUUCGUGGAGAUGAAUAAAACAACUUAAUUUUAAGGAUCUGGUCAUGUUUCUUUAUAAAUCCUGUCACAAUUAGUGUAGUUUUUUGUAAUUUUGUGUAUGAUCUUACAUUGUAUUAUAAAUAAUUAUAAAUAAAUAAAUAUAUAUAUUGUAAUAUAUAGUAUGUUACAUAUACAGAGUAUGUCCCAUGACUUGAAGUUCAUACAUUAAUUUACCUUGUUUAUUUACAAAACAUAAUUUUGAACAAAAUUUAUAGUACAUUUAUAAAAAAGUUAAAGUAAAUGUCUUCUUUUGUUUUUCAAAUAUUCACAUCAACUUUCAAUGAUUGUAGUUCUGUUAGGAAGUAUCUACCGACAUAUAUGUUUAUCAAACAGUUUCAAUUCCAAAUGACUUUAAUAAUGCUCUUAGUGUAUGGACCUUAAUUCAUGGAAUUCCCUGUAUAUUAUAAGUGUGUAAAUAUGUACAGUAUUUUUAAAAA
This is a messenger RNA of Ooceraea biroi (clonal raider ant), 900 nucleotides long. It is a transcript of the gene MED10, whose product is annotated as mediator complex subunit 10. The record is from RefSeq and is a predicted model, not a curated record. NCBI's taxonomy places the organism in Eukaryota, Metazoa, Arthropoda, Insecta, Hymenoptera, Formicidae. Gene Ontology annotation, biological process: regulation of transcription by RNA polymerase II. Gene Ontology annotation, cellular component: mediator complex. Gene Ontology annotation, molecular function: transcription coregulator activity.